Brassicogethes aeneus is the source of this 1358-nucleotide messenger RNA. NCBI's taxonomy places the organism in Eukaryota, Metazoa, Arthropoda, Insecta, Coleoptera, Nitidulidae. The record is from the annotation of a GenBank genome assembly.
AAAUUGUGAGUUGACCCUAGGGAGUUGACAAAAUUGCCCAGUUUUGAGUACCUAAUACCUAUUGAAUUUUUAAAUAAAGAAGAAAAUCAAAAUAGUGAACAUGAGUGGCAGACUGUAUGUAAGCAGACUACCGUACGAAGCCCAAGAAAGUGACCUGCGAAAGUUUUUUUAUGAGUAUGGCAAAAUAAAAAAAAUACUGAUUUACACUGGUUACGCCCUAGUCGAAUUCUAUGAUCCACGUGACGCUGAUAAUGCCAUCCAAGAUUUAAACGAUAAGGAAUUACUUGGAAGAAAAUUGUUAGUGAAAUGGGCAAUGAGAAAAGCAGAUUUAAACAAAGCAACUUCAGUCCAAAUAGAAUACCGAUUAAUAGUCGAGAACUUAUCCCGUUCAUGUCACCCGUAUGAAUUGAAGAAGUUCAUGGAACAAGCUGGUAAAGUUGCUUAUGUAGAUAAAACCCGUAUAGACCAGGGCAUAGUAGAGUUCACCAACUUUAAAGACAUGAAGAAUGCCAUUAAUAAAUUAAACAGAACAAAAUUUAAAGGAAAACAUAUACGUUUAAUGGAGGACCCCAAAUCAAAAAACGAAAGAGAUCGAUCUAGGAGCAGUUCGCCUGAAACUUCAGGGGAAAUUAUUUCAAAUCUUCUUAGCGUUCAUUAUUAAAACAAAGGGAUACUUAUAAAUAUCUUUCCAGAAGCCCAAGCUUUUAGAAAUCUAAAUCAUCUUCCAGAUCUCCAAGUAAUGAUUAAAAACCACGUUUAUUUGUUUAAUUCCAAGAAAACAUUCGUUACUUGUAGGAUUUGUUAGAUUAUUAAAAUAAAUUUAUACUUUAAAUCUAUAGUUGAGUGGUUUUUAUUAUAGUAAAUAAGACACAUUCGUUGAAUUUGAUUAUUCUUUUGAUGCUGAUAAUGCCUUGUUCAUAUGAGCGAUAAGCCUUGAAAGCCGAAUAUCAGUAAAAAAAGAUAUAAUAAAAGUAUUGCCCAACAGAACCAAUUAUCAAAUAAUGUAUCUUUCACAAUUUCCUGGCAUGAUUUGAGGAAGUACAUGGGCAAAGUUUGCAACGUGGCUUACACGGAGUCCCACAAUAUCCAUAUAAACGGUAGAAAAAUACAUUUGACGGAGGACUUUAAAUCAAGAAGCAAAAGAGACCGCUCCAGGAGAACUUUAAGUUAUGCCAAAGACAAAGAGAGCAUAUUUAGUUCUAGAUCAAAAUCCCGUUCAAACAAAGGAACAAUUAUAAAUCUUCUUCUAGGUCCAGAAGCCCCAGUGUUAAAUGAUCCAAAUCGCCUUUAGGAUCUCUAUGUAAAGAUAAAGAUUUAAAAUUAUGUUUAUUAUGCAUACCUUCUUGCAUUUAAUGUAG